GGGGAAGUUGGGAGCAGCAACAGCAAUAAAAGCGGCCGUUUCCGCCUCGUCUUCCAGAGCAACAUCAGUGGGCAUCUGCAUCAUGACACUCCAUUGCGUGCGCCUUUUGCUGUUGCUGCUGCUCGGUUCGUGGUGGCCAGAUUCAGAGAAACGUGUGGUGGGAGCUGCGAAGAUCAGGGAGCACUAUGUCGCUGCCCAGAUCACUAGCUGGACGUACAAGCCACAAUCUGAGGAAAAGUCCAGAUUGGCACAUUCAGAUCCUGUGUUUAAGAAAAUUGCUUACAGAGAAUAUGAAGUGGAUUUUAAAAGAGAAAAGCCAGCAAAUAAAUUUGCAGGGCUUCUGGGACCAACUCUGCAUGCCGAAGUGGGAGAUACUUUAGUAGUUCACUUUAAGAACAUGGCUGACAAAGCACUCAGCAUUCAUCCCCAAGGCAUAGCCUACAACAAGAAGGCUGAAGGUUCCCUGUAUGAUGACAGAACAUCAGCUGUGGAAAAACGAGAUGAUGCUGUGCUUCCAGGCCAGGUCUACACAUAUGAGUGGGAUAUUACUGAAGAAGCUGGGCCAAGAGAAGCUGACCUUCCGUGUCUCACUUAUGCCUAUUAUUCCCAUGAGAACAUGACAAUGGAUUUUAACUCUGGUCUGAUUGGAGCAUUGCUUAUCUGUAGGAAAG
Tinamus guttatus (white-throated tinamou) is the source of this 671-nucleotide messenger RNA. The record is from RefSeq and is a predicted model, not a curated record. Lineage: Eukaryota; Metazoa; Chordata; Aves; Tinamiformes; Tinamidae.